UCUGAAUCAUAAGGAUUAGAUCCACUUUCAAACCAUUUUUAAGUGAUUUAUGGGAAUGAUUUCCAAAAAAACAGUUUGUAUUUUUCUGUGUUCAACUAUGUUCAUACAAUACCAAAGCUGCUCCCCAGUGCCAACAAAUACGAAGAUUCGUAAUGAUGGGCGUCGAAAGUCUGUAGAAUCAACCACUGACGCAUCGCUUAGUUCAACUGAGUCUACUAAAACAACGACAUCUAUAAGCUCAUCGUCCUCGGCCAGUUCUACAAUACCAACGAAAGAUGCAACCGAGUACACACCCAUUGCGCCAGACGACGCAAAACAUGUGAAACUUGAGGACAGUUACAAAGAUGUUGAAUCAGAACACGAUAAAGUGAAACGUGAAAUAGUGCCCAAGAGCAUGGCAGUUCCGGGUCGUCGUUUUUUCAAACCGGAGUCCAGAGAGGAAGAAGAAAUGGAACUCGCUGAGACGCAUCUGUUCAGGCCGUUGUUCAAGUACCAAUCGGUGGAUGCCCAAAGGCGACACAUAAGGCGGCAGUCCUCAAGCACUACCACGCAAAGAACGCGAUGAUAGAUCUAACGUUACUUUUGGUUUAUGUGACUAUAUGUGAAAAUUUGUGUAUAUAUUUUUAUUAUAUAUUUAAAAGCAUUCAUCCACAUUAUUUCAUUCAUCCACUGCAUUAUUUAUUAACAUAUUUCCAUGUCGUUAAAACAGGCAUAAAACCAAAUACGCAAAGUUUCUAAACAUAACGAGAAAGUUGCUCAUGUUUUGUAAAUUUGUUAGACAAGUAUGAAUUGUAAAAUAUAAGUCUUAAUUCCUUGAAUCAA
Molecule: messenger RNA, 822 nt
Organism: Armigeres subalbatus
Lineage: Eukaryota; Metazoa; Arthropoda; Insecta; Diptera; Culicidae
Exons: 2
Coding region: 50-565 (171 amino acids)
Source: RefSeq, a predicted model, not a curated record